UCGGCCUUAUACCCAGCGUCGUCGGGCCCCCGGGCCGGGGCGGCAGGGAAGGCGCCGUAGCCUCCCCGCGGCGCCCGCGCGCCGGUGCGCGCAUCCCCCACCCUCCCCGGCGGCCGCGGCGCCCUCGGGGCCCACGAUGAUGGCGGAGCAGGUGAAAUGCGCCUCGGCGGGGGGCGGCUCCGGAGCGGGCUCCGGGCCGGUGGUGAACGCGGAGCUGGAGGUGAAGAAGCUGCAGGAGCUGGUGCGCAAGCUGGAGAAGCAGAACGAGCAGCUGCGGAGCCGGGCGGCCAGCGCGGCCGCCGCCCCGCACCUGCUGCUGCUGCCGCCGCCGCCGCCGCCCGCCGCGCCUCCCCCCGCCGGGGCCUGCAGCCCGCUGGCUCCGCGGAGCCCCCCGGCCGCCGCCGCCGCCGCCUCGGGGGGACUGGGGCUGGGGCUGGCGUUGGGCGCGGGGGGCGGCGGCGGCGGUCCCUCCAGCCCCGGCUCCAGCCCCGCGUUCCCGGGGACCUACUGCCUGCCCAGCCCGGCGCCCUCCCUGCUUUGCAGCCUGGCGCAGCCCCCCGAGGCGCCGUUCGUCUACUUCAAGCCGGCGGCGGGCUUCUUGGGCGCGGGCGGCCCGGAGCCGGGGGGCGCGGGGACACCUCCGGGGGCCGCCGCCGCGCCGCCCUCGCCGCCCCCCACGCUGCUGGAAGAGGUGGAGCCGCUGGACCUGGAGAGCGUGGCCGCCUGGCGGGACGAGGACGACUGCACCUGGUUAUACGUUGGCUCUUCAAAGACAUUCCCGUCAUCAGAGAAAUCCCUGAGCCCUUUGCAGUGGUGUAGACAUGUCCUAGAUAAUCCGACUCCGGAGAUGGAAGCAGCAAGGCGUUCCCUGUGCUUUAGACUGGAGCAAGCUAGCCGAUGGCGGAGUCUCUUCCCUUCAAAUGUCUCACUGGCUUUUCCUUAUAGUCCUGUGGCAAGACUCAGCCCUUAUAGCAAUGGCAUUAAUACUCCCAGCUUCUCUAAAACCUCAAAUAAAGCAAUACUAACACCUGAAAGAACAGGUUACACAUCCAGGGGCUCUCCUCUCAGUCCCCAGUCAUCCAUAGACAGUGAGCUGAGUACUUCAGAACUGGAGGAUGAUUCUAUCUCCAUGGGAUAUAAGUUGCAGGACCUCACUGAUGUUCAGAUCAUGGCUCGUCUGCAAGAAGAAAGUCUCAGGCAAGAUUACGCUUCUACUUCCGCAUCUGUGUCGAGACACAGUUCCAGUGUGUCGCUGAAUUCAGGAAAAAAAGGGACAUGUAGUGAUCAGGAAUAUGAUCGCUUCAGCCUGGAGGACGAGGAGGAAUUCGAUCACCUGCCACCACCUCAGCCUCGUCUUCCAAGAUGUUCACCUUUCCAAAGAGGAAUUCCCCAUUCACAGACUUUCUCCAGCAUUCGGGAUUGUAGGAGGAGCCCCAGUUCCCAGUAUUUUCCUUCGAAUACUUACCAGCAGCAACAGUAUUAUCCACCUCAAGCCCAAACUCCAGAUCAGCAACCAAAUAGGACCAGCGGAGAUAAGCUCCGCAGAAGUAUGCCUAACCUAGCUCGGAUGCCAAGUACAACCACUGCUAGUAGCAAUGGUAGUUCUCCAGUCACCGUGCGGAAUAGUCAGAGUUUUGACUCAAGCUUGCAUGGAGCUGCAAAUGGAAUUUCAAGAAUACAGUCUUGUAUUCCGUCACCAGGGCAGCUUCAACACAGAAUCCACAGCGUGGGACAUUUCCCAGUGUCUGUCCGGCAGCCUCUUAAAGCCACAGCCUAUGUGAGUCCAACUGUUCAAGGCAGCAGUAACAUGCCUUUAUCCAACGGCUUACAGUUAUACUCCAACACGGGGAUCCCCACCCCCAACAAAGCUGCAGCUUCUGGAAUAAUGGGCCGCAGCGCACUUCCAAGACCUUCACUGGCAAUAAAUGGGAGUAACUUGCCUCGCAGCAAAAUUGCACAGCCUGUCAGAAGUUUCCUUCAGCCUCCAAAGCCUCUGUCUUCACUCAGCACUCUGAGGGAUGGAAACUGGAGAGAUGGUUGCUACUGAUGCAGUUUUAUGUACCCUUGAAGAGUGGGAAAGAAGCGGAAAUGAGGGUCGUGUUACCUAGCUGGCUGGGUAACAGCGGAUGUCGGGAUAUUCUUUCCCUCCUGCAUUUUAACAUAUUUACUGCAUUGUUUUUCAGCGGACCAAUCACCAGAGACUAAUUAUUGCACUUAAAUAUUUGCCUGAGAUACUGCAGCGUUCACAAAUACGCGGCUGUAGUAUUGUGACACUUAGAGCUAGGAAGUUUUUUUUAGAACUGAUAUGUACCUGAAUCCUUUUUGAGAGAAUUGAGAUGUGUCUAUAAUGCUUUCUUUGCCAUCUGAGUUUUUUUUUUAAAAGUAACUUGUUCAUUUUACUUACAUGUUCUAAACAUCUUCCCAUUACAUGUUCUGUAUUUUAAUACAUUGCAUAUUUACAACUAGGUUCUAUAACGUAUGCUUUGAAAUUUACUUUUUUAUAGUUUACAGGAAUUUUAUUUUUUGUGCCUAUUUCUUUUUACACCUAUGUGAACCACUAUGGAACAACUUAAAUUUUGUGCCAUAAAAAUAUUUUUGUGGUAAGGUACUAUUUUUUUAGCUCUAGGGAUAAAUCAGCAAAAAUCCAUCAUACAAUUUGAGAGACAUAAUUUUAUGUUGAAUGAGCACAAUGUAAUCUGAAGCAUUGAGCACUGAGACAGCCAGACAGCAGUGAAAUGGUCUUGUUGUUUUCGUUGUUAAUUUAUUGUCAUACCUGGGUUUCAUAUUUAUAAUGGCAUCAUGAGCUCAUUGCAUUUAAUACCUGCAAUGUUUGCUACUGUACCACAAUUGAUUUUCAAUACUUUUACAGAGGAUAAAACUGUAACAUUUUAUUAACAAAUGCUUCUGGAAAUGAAGGCAUUUUAAAGCAAAUAAAUCUUUUUGAUAUAGACCUUUUACAAAA
Messenger RNA from Hippopotamus amphibius kiboko, 2962 nucleotides. It is a transcript of the gene SLAIN1, whose product is annotated as SLAIN motif family member 1. Lineage: Eukaryota; Metazoa; Chordata; Mammalia; Artiodactyla; Hippopotamidae. The coding region runs from base 137 to 2047 and encodes 636 amino acids. Gene Ontology annotation, cellular component: microtubule plus-end. Gene Ontology annotation, biological process: microtubule nucleation; cytoplasmic microtubule organization; positive regulation of microtubule polymerization. The record is from RefSeq and is a predicted model, not a curated record. The transcript has 8 exons.